Messenger RNA from Racocetra fulgida, 506 nucleotides. NCBI's taxonomy places the organism in Eukaryota, Fungi, Glomeromycota, Glomeromycetes, Diversisporales, Gigasporaceae. The record is from the annotation of a GenBank genome assembly.
CAAGAUAUUGAUAGAAUGCAACUUGAACAUUUUUUAUUCCAACAUAUUUGGAAAUGUGAUUUUUCUUCUCCAAUCGAACAAAUACUUAAAGCUGGUGAUGCAAAAUUCUAUGGAAUAGAUAUUGCACCAGUAUUUCCCAAAGAAAUCAAACCGGAGAAUUUAGAAUUCAUCCAGUCAGAUAUCACUCAUGGUAUAAGAUUCGACGACAAUCAUUUUGACUUUGUACGAAUGAAUCUUAUGUCAACAUGUCUUCCAGAAGAUCAAUGGGUUCAUGUUAUUGAAGAGUUGGUGCGGGUAUUAAAACCUGAUGGUUAUAUUGAGAUAAUGGAACCUGAAUUCCAAUUUUAUAAUAUCGGUCCUUAUUUUUCUAAAUUGAAUUCAUGUGCUGUACAUGGUGGUAAAAUCGGUAAAAUAUAUGCUGAACUCUUAGGAAUGUAUUUCGAAAACACGGUUGUUGAUGUUCUACCUUGGUACAUGGGAAUGAGUCGUGAAAAUUAUCUGGAUAU